Eruca vesicaria subsp. sativa (arugula) is the source of this 1602-nucleotide messenger RNA. Lineage: Eukaryota; Viridiplantae; Streptophyta; Magnoliopsida; Brassicales; Brassicaceae. The record is from the annotation of a GenBank genome assembly.
AUGGGAGGAAUGAAAGAUGAGGCGAAGAGGAUAACAAUUCCUCCAUUGUUCCCAAGGGUUCAUGUCAAUGAUGCUGCAAGAGGAGGCUUGUCUAAGCCACUUGAUGGCAAAACAAUGUCUCCAUAUAAACAUUCCACUGAAUCUCCUUCCACUCUCUCACUGUCUCUUCCUCCUCUAGCCAACAACGCCCAUCUGACUGAUCGACCUGAAAUGAAUCAGUUUUCACCAAUCUACAACAUUUCUCCAGCAUCAAAGCUUGAAAGGAAUGUGAAUAAAAAUAAUCCUAGAGGAUCAUCAGUUACUAAGCAUAGUUCAAUAAACCAAAAUGAGUACUAUUUCAAGAACCUAACCAACUUGGAUUCUCUUAAGGUUCCUGUUUUUAGACGCUCACAGACAGAUCCAAAAGCAAACACAGAUUUGUCACUAAGUACCAGCAAAGCCAGCGGAGAAGCUGGUGGUUCCAAACCAGUCCUGAACAAUCUUCAUAUUCGAGAGUUACUUUUGCCUGAAUGUUUGGAAGAUGAAAGCAAGAAUGAGUCUCUUAGUGUGAUGAAAACUCAACUAUAUAGAAGAAGAGCCCCUGAAGAAUUUAACGUUGAUGCUCAGAAGAAACCUAAAACUGUGCCUCAGCGUGAACAUGAUGCCUCAGAUUGCUCUGGAGUAGACUCUUUGUCUGGUAUGAGUGCAGCUUCUCUUGAUGUUGCCAGAGUGAUAGGUGAAAAGAGAUUCUGGAAGAUGAGAACUUAUAUGAUCAAGCAGCAGAAGAUAUUUGCGGCGCAAGUCUUUGAGCUGCAUAGACUGAUAAUGGUUCAGAAAAUGGUUGCAAAGUCACUAAACUUGGGUCUCAAAAGUAAUAUAAAUGGUGGUAAACGUUGCACAAUGAGGUCAUCAUCCCAAUCCCAUCUGCUGGAUAUAGCUGCUUCAAAGUCUAAAAAAACAAACACAGAGAAUCACAAACCUAUAACCGAAGAAUAUCCAGAGCAUAUGAAACCAAAGCUUCCUUUACCUUUCAUAAGCAAAGAGCUCUUGACACCAAUUUGGCAACAACAGCUACUUCCUCCUCCUCAUGGAAACCAAUGGUUAGUUCCUGUAAUGUCUCCUUCAGAAGGUCUGGUCUAUAAACCAUACGCAGGACCAUCUCCUCCUCCUCCUUCAGCUUUCAUGGUUCCAAUCUAUGGACAAGACUCACUCGCUACAGCAUCCAGAUUCCCUGCUUCUACUCAGUUUAGCCACAACUACUUCCCACCGAGGACAGCACUUGACCAGACAAACCCAUUUGGUCAGCUUAAAAGAUGGUCUAACACAUCUAGCCACAUGACUCAAGCGAUUCCAUUUUCUUUAAAGAAGUCUCAGGAAUCUAAUGACAGUGAGGUCCAUGGAAGUACAGCUUCAAGUCCACCAGAGAAGCAUAGAUUUGAUGUCCUUCCGCUUUUUCCUACAGAGCCUACUCGUCACACUGAUGAGUAUGAGCAGAAACAGCAACCGCUGCAUCAUGCCAUUAAAGCCAUUCCUCAUAAAUCAACAUCUGCCUCUGAAUCUGCUGCAAGAAUAUUCCGUUCUAUUCAGGAAGAAAGGAGGGACUCAGAUCAUAUGAUUAGUUAG